Molecule: messenger RNA, 4973 nt
Organism: Plectropomus leopardus (leopard coralgrouper)
Lineage: Eukaryota; Metazoa; Chordata; Actinopteri; Perciformes; Serranidae
Gene: nectin4a
Product: nectin cell adhesion molecule 4a
Biological process (GO): heterophilic cell-cell adhesion; homophilic cell-cell adhesion
Cellular component (GO): adherens junction
Source: RefSeq, a predicted model, not a curated record
GGCGCAACUGUGUGUGUCUGAGGGUAGAUUAGUGUGUGUUAGAGCGAGAGAGAUAGAGAGGGAGAGGUGUAGCACAAACAGGUGUAUCCCAAACAGGUAAAGCUGCGCCUUCUUUUUUCUAAAGGGCAAACAUGGUGGCUGGUGCUUGACAAAACAACAUCUAACCAACCUGAGAGGAUUUACUCUUUCGACUCUUUGGACUGAGUUUAUACAGCUGUAACAUUUACGUUUCCCGCCCGGGGACUGGACUUUGUAAGGGAUCAAGGAUGGAGGCAUGAGUCCGCUUCAGGGUCUUCAUGCGUUCCUUUCAUUUAGGAUCCCCUUACCUGGACUGAUGAGCUUUGUUUCAGUGCUGAAAUUGUCCCAGCUUGUGCAGAGUUAGCGGUAACUGCCGGGGAAGAAUGACACCUCAGCUGAAAGGACUAUCUCCGUGUCUCUGUGUCCUCUGGAUCUGUGUUACAGUGAUACAGGGAGACUUUUUGGAUCUCCCUCCAGACAAACCCAUACUGUCCUUGGCAGAGGAGGAGACCGUCUUGCCCUGUCGCUACAAAGCCACCACUGAUGAAACUGUGGUGCAAAUCACCUGGUUUAAGGAGAAGCCCGAUGGCAACAGGGACCAGAUCAUCACUGCACACCGUAGUGAUGGACAGACAGCAUUUGGGCCGUGGUCUAGCCGCGUGCGCUUUAAAAGCGGUGAUCCAACCACGGACUCAUCUCUGGUCAUCAUGAGCACGGAGGUCUCUGAUGAGGGGUCAUAUAUGUGCCGCAUCAGCACCUACCCCAACGGCAACUUUGAGUCAGACAUGUCGCUCACCGUGUGGACUGUUCCCAUCUCCUCCUUGGAACCUGUGAUCCUGGUGGAGGGACAGUCCUACCGGCAGGCUGCUUCCUGUCGCUCUGUAGCCCGGCCACCUCCCCACCUCACCUGGGACACUGACCUGAACGGCCAGUCUGUCAAUCGCUCUUUGGACAAUGGGGCUGUCUCCUCACACUACUCCCUGCACCCCCUGAGGGGCAUGAACGGCAAGAAGCUGGACUGUCUGGUGUGGCAUCCGACUUUUAAGGGCCCCCGCAGGAUCCCAAACAAGCUGGUGGUGCACUUCCCUCCACAUGCAGAGGUGGCUGGCUACAAUGGCGACUGGUCUGAAAGAAUGGAGAAUGCUGCCCUGAGGUGUGUGAGCGGAGGAAACCCCAAACCAGAGAGUUUCACCUGGAUCAGGAUUGAUGGAGUUUUGCCAGAAGGUGUAAUCCUCCACCCUAAUGGAACACUGGCUUUUGGGCGACCCCUAAGCAUGACAGACAGGGGCAUCUACCAGUGUGUUGCGAAGAAUGACUACGUAGGAGUGGGGAAGGCGGAGGUGAAUGUUGACGUGGCAGAAACUCUCCCGGAGCCGAUGGAAAACAUGCUGAUGAUCAUUGUAGGGGCCGUGGCUGGGGGGCUGCUCAUCUUGAUGCUCAUCAUUGUCAUCUGCGUCACUUGCCAUCACAGACGCAAGAACAAGAAGCUGGAGAGGGAGCUGACUGAGAGGAAGGAGGAAAUAAGCACUCUUUCCAGGCAAGCUUCUUUCAGGAGAAUGAACUCUGUCAGCACAGAUACCAGAGGAGCGACAGAGGAAAACAUCCCUCUGAGGGUAGAGGGGACCAUAAGGACCAGCCUGUCUUCACUCGGGGAGCAGACUCACUGCCGUGACAGUCGAUCUACUAUCUCCGGAGGCCGGGGAGGAGGGGGGGCGUUUGACUAUCUUGGCAGACCAGUCCUGCAUAACAACUCGCGGAGGGGAAGAGAAAGGCUUCUGGACAGAGACGAGGAGAACCGACUCCGAGUGGAAACAUAUGUGAGAAACAGCAGUAUUUCUUUACAGGAAACCCGUUUCCACCCUCCUCUCACGCCAUCGCCCUUCCCGGUUGUACAGUCCACGGAGAUUGUAAGACAGCUAAACGGCAGCGCCAUUAUCCCAACUGAUGGUGGUUCACGGCCAGGGAGUGUCACUAAGAAUCAACAGCAUGCUCCGACAAGCUGCACCUACCCACUGGGGACAGAUGAUGAGGAUGAGGUAGACGAAGGUUUGGGGGGUCCUGCAAGUCAGGAGCAUCCUGAUGACCAGGACAGCGAGACCAAUAGCUCCCAAGUGUCCGAAGCUCACAGUGCACGCUUUCAGCAGACUAAUGGCAUAAUCAGACCCAAACCGCGGCCUGCUGUGGUCAGUCCCCAUGCCUCCCUGAUACACAAGGCCCAGAUCGUUUAGCAGGAGCUGGGAGAGAACGUUAAACUGCAAGAUUGACCAGCUCUGGUCCUGGAAACAGUCUGAAUGCGGAUACAAAGUUUGGUCAAAGCUCAGAAAACAAUGACUACAACACUGCAUCUUUUUUUAUUGUGGGAACAUGGUGCAAUAGAAUACAAGGACACAUGUACAAAAGCAUCCACUGGACAUUUCUGGACAUCUGAUAUCUGCCUGAUGUUCGGUGACAACAUUCUAUUCCCCGGAAUUUCUGACACAAACAAAGACAAUGUCACGAUGUUUCCGGUGCAGCUACUACAGCAGACAAUAUUCUUUGCUCCUAUUUCGCAAUACACUAUCUGCUGCUCUACCCGGCUGUAACCAACAGGUGAAUGCAGCUGACAUACCUUUUGUUGGGGGGGGUGUCGAAAGCACUCAAGGACAUGUACAGUAGGAUAUCAGGAAAUGCAGGAGUAGCUGAGGAGCCUGUGGGAAAGUUGGAUACAUCAGGAGUGUAGAUUGCAACACUCUGUACUGAGAGUCUGAACUGGAGUCGUGUUCAGUAUCUGUACUUGUGACGGUGCAUGUGUUAAGUUUCCUUGCACAACACAGUUUGGCAUCAGAUCCAAAACCCUUGCGUUGUUCCUCUAUUGCCACACCUGCAACAUUCCUACCUCCAUAUUGGGUUACUGUCGUGCCUUUGACUUAAGCACUUAGACAUUUUGGAUCAGAAAAGACUUCAUACUCCAGUCAAAGCACAGUGUGCAAUCCGCCCCCUGUCCCCAACCCCAACCCCCUCCAAUUUUUUUUAUUGGAGGUAAAUAUUAAUUUUGGUUUAACUAGCAUUAGAGAUGGUUGCAUUCGAUAUCAUGGACAGGCUAGAAAAUGUAUUAGUAAACAGUAGAAAGCAGCAUGGAGGUCAGUGAAAAUGUUAAAAUGGUUAUGUCUUUUCUAUAUCUCUAAAUUAUUUAGUCUCUCUCAAACUUUGUGCCGACUAGAUUUGGCUCGAUGUUUGAGUACUGCUUGGACGGAGCCAGAUGGUAUUUUGUGGUCACUGCAUCUCGCCAGUAAAGGGUAGAGGGUCUAAAAUAAACACAUCCACCUGGGUUUUUUUUUUUCAUUCAAGCUAGCAACACGCUACACUGGAAGUCAGUCACUCUGCUGGCGGACAUUACCUGCUCGGCCACAGUCUGCUGCACUCAGCUGCUGUAAAUCUCUAUCGCGCAUGUCCUGUGGGCCAGUAUAUAUGGGUAUUUUUUAUACUGAUGGUACACCUGGAAAAAGAGCUUCUUUUUUUGCCUUAUGCACCAAUGAGCAACUCUCAUAGGAAUAAAUGAGGCCCCGCCCCUAUGGCUGUAUCCAGACUUCCUAUAAUACAUCCAUGGGUGGUACGCAUAACAAGUCAUCAAAACGUCACACCCGUUACACCAACGACCCAAUCUCGGCAGCAAACCUUUAAUCGGCUUUUUUACUACCUCUGUUGCCAGCUUUAAGGCAAAAAAACUGUCCCCCCUGUUGUGAGAUCGUACUGUUUAUACAGACCAUCAAGGGGCAUAACGGCACUACAUUCCCAUUUUGAACAGUGUAUUAUAAAAGGGGCUAAUGUGUCCCUCAAACGUAAACUGUGUAUUUGUGAUUUUAAGGAAAAACCAUAUGAAUACAUAUAUAAACAUUAAAACAGGUUUGUUGUGGAACUCAAAAUGUUAACUGUAUCGGUAUUAGUCAUUGCACAUCAGAUAAUUACUGUUAUUAACUGUAAAAUAAGAAGACAAAGUAUAAAAGUAUACAAUUCCUUAACUCUACAUAUUAACAUAGCUUUCAAUUAGCCUACAUACAACAGCAUAAUGGAAUUCUUGAAAUUCAGUUAUGGCUUGUGGUUUUGGUGUGUCACCCCAAGAUUUGUGGCCCCAUGUGGCCACCUCUGAAAAUUUCUGGGCGCGCCACUUCCAAAAUCUAAGUAAUAUACGUGGUGUGUCCUAUAAUGAUACACUAAAUUUAAAAAGGUGUAUAUAUGUUGUGUGAAAGCUGGAAAAACUGCCAUAUGUUUGUAAAAUGUACUUUUAUUUCACUUAAUUUUUUUGUACUCGAUUAUGUGCUACUUUUAUGCGCCUCGACUUUUUCACUUGAGACUAUAGAGGCAAUCUAUAUGUUUUCCUCUGCCUGCUAGUUUUUUUUAAAAAACCAAGACAAGACAAUGACUUUUCAAAAAAAAAAAUUACAAGAACUGGUGAUUUUUAAUAUUGCGGCAAAACCAAACAUGUAUUAUUUAUCUGUAGAUGAAUAAUCGUAGAUACAUUUUGUAUAAUUGUAUGUUUUGGGCUCUGUUACAGCCACUGUGCCAAAGGGAAAAUAUAAAAAUAUCACUUUUGCCUUUUUUUUGUGGCAAAUAUGAAGUAUUAUUUGGUUCUUCACACAUGUAUUACACUGUCAGCGACUGUUUUGAUUUAUGUUAUCUUUUGUAAGUACAAAACAAAUAGAGACUGUGGCAUAUUUGAUUUACUGGCAGCCAACAGGUAAGAGCAGCAGAUGAAUGGUGUCAUGUGCAGGUUGUUUUUGUUGCAGACAGUGCCCCCUGAUGUGUACUGCUGGAAAGUGCAGGGACCUGAAUGAGCCUACCGCAAAACUACGCAACUAUGAACUACUGUGAUUUUGGGAAAUGAUCAUCCUGUUCACUUGCCCGGAUUUUCACUUGUUUUUAGGGCUUUGUAUGGGUAUCAGCUUGUAUUGAUGGGUUGAAAUAAAACUGCAUGUUUU